CUAAAGAGAAGUCAAAUGAGUGGUGACCCAGAUGUUCUAGAAUACUAUAAGAAUGAACACUCCAAGAAACCCCUGCGGAUCAUCAACCUAAACUUCUGUAUGCAGUUGGAUGUAGGCCUGAACUUCAACAAAAAACAAUCCCAAAGGAGUUUUGUGUUUGAUAUCAUUACCAAUGAGCGCACCUUCCACCUGAUGGCUGAGACAGAGGCUGACAUGAAUAGGUGGGUCCAGAACAUUUGCCAGAUUUGUGGCUUCAGUCAGACUAAAGGGAACACUGAUACCCUGAGAAACUCUUCUUCAGUUAAUCAUAGUCUCCGCUCUACUCCAGCUGAGUUCACCAGCUCCAGUCAGCACCUUCUCCAAACAAGGAGGUCCUCACCCCUUUUACACUCUAGCCAGCCUGCUGUGUCAAGCCACAUCCAGCCUGCCUUGUCCACCAGUGCACCUCAGGAGUAUCAAAACUUGCACCAAUGCCUAAGCCAAAGGACAGAAAAUGCCAGAAGUGCCACCUUCUCUCAGAGCACCAGACAGGAGAGUGACACAGCCACACAAAACCUUGCCCAGGGCGAUAGACACUGUAUCAGCAGAGACAGUGGUCAAGUCCAUGGCUUCUAUAGCCUUCCCAAGCCAAGCAGACAAUUCAAAGACCAUGCUUUUGACCUCCCCCAAAGCCGCACUAAGGGGAGCCUCACAGUGUCUGAGGCAGAUAAUGAGAAUGAGUACACCUUUAGCCACACUAAGGGGAGCCCCACUGUGUCUGAGGCAGAUAAUGAGGAUGUGUACACCUUCAAGGUACCCAGCAAUACCCUCUGUCGGGAAUUUGGAGACCUCCUAGUGGACUCAGCCAUAGCUCCCCCACCACAGCACCCCAAGAUACCUUGGUGUGGUAACCCUCAACAAAGACCUCCAGCCAAUGACUACAAGUACCCAAUGCGAGGCAUAGAAACCGUCUGCUGGUCUGCUAAAUCCCCAAAAAGGACUAUCAUGGGUAAAUCACACAGCGGCAGCUCUGAUGACAACUGUAUGCCCAUAAACCUAGGUUCUUCUACCCUGCUGGCUUUGGAACAAACAGGGGACAAUUCCCACAGUGCCUACAUCCCCAUGAACACAGUCCCCCAUCACUUUGACCCACUGGGCUACCCAUCCACAGCCCUUCCUAUUCAUAGAGUCUCCAGCGGAGAAAGGGAAAUCCAGCCACCCCCAAUUAAUCGCAACCUCAAGCCUGGCCGAAAAGCAAAGCCACCACGCCUUGACCUGAGAAACAACACUGUCAUCAAUGAGCUCCCUUUCAAGUCACCUGUCACCAAGUCUUGGUCCUCCCAGUACUGCCAUUCCAUCUCAACACAAAACAUGACCAACACAGGCUCCAGAGACAGAGAGGAGAACUAUGUCCCAAUGCAAAACCCAAUGUGUUCAUCCCCUGUACCCAGUGGCACUAACAACCCUGCUUUAAAAAAGAAUACUGGCAAUGUGAAAUACAUAACGCUGGACUUCCAUCCAGUCUCCCUGAGCCCUCAUCAUAAGCCAUCCCCAUCAUCUGUCACAUCAGAUGAAAAAGUGAAAUAUGUCCAAAUAGAUAAAAUAAAGACUCAGGCCCUACAAAAGACAAUAGAGGAAUGGACAAAGAUACGACAGUCCUCAAGACCCUCCAAAGAUGCCAAGCUAUGGUAA
Molecule: messenger RNA, 1671 nt
Organism: Cricetulus griseus (Chinese hamster)
Lineage: Eukaryota; Metazoa; Chordata; Mammalia; Rodentia; Cricetidae
Source: RefSeq, a predicted model, not a curated record